Pseudogymnoascus destructans is the source of this 492-nucleotide messenger RNA. RefSeq lists its product as uncharacterized. Lineage: Eukaryota; Fungi; Ascomycota; Leotiomycetes; Thelebolales; Thelebolaceae. The transcript has 4 exons. The coding region runs from base 1 to 492 and encodes 163 amino acids. The record is from RefSeq and is a predicted model, not a curated record.
AUGGACUUCCGUAUUUCAGCCGGAGUUACGUUUUUCCGCUCUGGGCGAAGAACGCCUUCUUCUUGGCUGCUUCUCGGUGACGAGGCAGCUUACGACUCACAAGAUUUGUAUGGGCAUGCGAUCUCUGUCGGCUCAACAUUCAUCCGUUCCGGGUACUGGCUCAUCGUCCAGAACAUCCAGAACAUCCAGCUUAUCAAUGACGGUGUCCUGAAGCAUCUAGGCACCAAGAACGAGGCGAAAUGCACAUCCGAGCGCUCGUUCUGCUCGAAUUGCAGCACGAUGCUGUGGAAUUACGAUGCCGAGUGGCCGGAGCUGAUUCAUCCUUUUGCGUCGGCGAUUGAUAAGGAGUUGCCGGUGCCGGAGGAGAUGGUGUGUAUUUUGGAGGGGAGCAAGCCGGAGUGGGUGCGGUGGCCGGAGGGGAAGAAGGUCGUGGUUAAGCAGUAUCAUCUUAGUUUGGAGAACUGGCAUAGGGAGAAGGGGUUGUAUGUUUGA